Molecule: messenger RNA, 2748 nt
Organism: Penicillium soppii
Lineage: Eukaryota; Fungi; Ascomycota; Eurotiomycetes; Eurotiales; Aspergillaceae
Exons: 1
Coding region: 1-2748 (915 amino acids)
Molecular function (GO): protein binding
Source: RefSeq, a predicted model, not a curated record
AUGCCCGAGGAGUAUGAAGGUCAGCACCUCCAUACAUCGAGAAGUCUCUGCAACACGGAUAUGAAGGAUAUGAAAGACGUGAUAUCCGUUGUUCUUUUUCUUUUGUCCAACAACCUGUCAUUCAGAAUUGCUCAUGGGCAAGGCCAGGGCAUAGAUGACCCUCGGGAUCUGAGCAAUUUGUUGAGGGAAGAUGACGUGAUCAUGGCAACCAUUGAAGUCUCCGGCUUGAACUCUCCAGAGUUCAUAAAACAUCUUUUGAGAUUAGGUGGGGUAACAGCUGAGACAAUCGUUGAAAGGUUGUUUGCGAGUGCUGUCAGAAACCGGAACUUCCAACUUUUUGUGACGAUGCUUCAAGCUGGAGUGGAUCCGAACCUGACCUUCCUGGGUGGGAAAGAUGAAGAAGAUAAGCAUAUGUCUCUAACAGCUUUGGAAUUUGCGGCGGCUCGUUACAAUCAAAGGGAGUCCGUGCAAUGGGCACGUCUUCUGUUGUUUCACAAUGCUAUUCCCGGACAGCCUGGAUGGGGCUCUUCGGCACUUGAGCUUGCCUUCAUGAAUCAGAAUGAGAAACUGGUCAAUAUGUUAGUCCAGAUUGUUCCUCAAGUCUCACCCGACUUGAUUGGAAGAUGCCUGGAAGCGACGGGGAAUCUCAAGAUUGCCAGAACAUGCUUAGAGUUCUGCGAUGAAAUCAACAAAGGAUUUGAGCUCUCUAUUACUUACAUAGACACCAGACGAACUGGGCCCGGCACGCUGCUCGGUGUCGUUUGUUGGAAUAUGAGGAUCAUUGAAGCUACUGUGAUAGCUAAACACCUCCUCGAACGAGGUGCAAAAGUUGACGCUUGGCAUAUCUUCCCAGCUCCAGCUCACGGGCAGGAAAUUUUGGUUACGACUCCACUCGGACUUGCGGCGGCUAGGGGAAAUCUUCAGCUUAUGAAAAUACUCCUUCAGGCCGGUGCCAAUCUCAAACCAGACGGUGUGCUUGGAUGUUUGUCUCCGCUUGUGCUAGCGGUCCACUACAAACAGCACUUUGCUGUUAAACUCCUCAAGAAAUGGGGAGCGCCCUCAUCCUGCCGCUCCGGCCGCCGGCUCUCAACUUCUUCAAUCGAGAACCGAAACUAUAUCCUCGCCCUAGCCGAUCCGCAACGCCCCGGCGCAGCCCCAGGGGAACCAAAACGCAUCCAAAAACACCCCGCCACCUUCCAGUGCUCCCUCUGCCCGAAACGCUUCACCCGCGCCUACAACCUACGCUCCCACCUCCGCAAUCACACAGACGAACGACCCUUCGUAUGCACAGUGUGCGGCAAAGCCUUCGCCCGACAAGACGACCGCAAACGCCACGAAUGCCUGCACUCAGGUGAAAAUAAAUUCGUCUGCUGCGGCGAUCUCUCCGACGACGCGCAAUGGGGCUGUGGUCGGCGCUUCGCGCGCGCUGACGCCCUAGGCCGCCAUCUCCGCUCCGAGGCAGGCGUUGUGGGAACAUAUUUUGUAGACCCAGAAACCUUAUGCAAUCUUCGAUACCCCAGCUCGGAUCGCUGGAAGAUGGAAGGUUGGUGUCGCUGGACGAUGGCACCUUGGUGGAACUGGGCCGGCGAAAAUAAAGCACAUCCCGCUACGUUUGCAAGCGAAAAUAUGAAUCUGCAGUUUUCGCAAGCUCAAAGCGAUUCUCAGACUUUGGUCCACCAAUCGAUUUCUCUAUUAGAAGACGCAGUGGAGAAAAGUGAACAAUCUAUGUUCUCAAUUUUACUGCAAGUAGAUGCAUGGACACCAGAAGACCUAGGGAAAGCAAUUGUCAAGAGUCUACAGCUUGACCGAAAAGACCUCACUCCUGGGUUGCUAGCAUCUGCCGCUAAACUCUACAAAAAAGGACUCUUCUGUUCAUCUUUGAAUCUUGGUCCCAAAGAGACGGAUGCCCAGACGGUCAACCAUCUCGUUUUAACUGGUUGUAGUCUUGACUACAUCUUUGGAUCUCCGAAAAUGGCUCUCUGUGAGGCUAUUGAGUAUGAACAGAUGGCUCUUGUGGAUAUACUUCUCACAGCUGGGGUCCAUCUUGAUGAGGUGGUUGCUCCCGCACAAGUUUCAGCUUUCUUUCAAAUUGCAGUCAAGCAAAGCCAUCACAAGCUCAUGGAUAUGCUCCUGCUAGCUGGCGCUGAUGUCAAUACGCCUGCAACAUCUAGAGACAUGGGUACAGCUUUACAAAUUGCGGUCGAGAAAGAAAAUCUGCAGCUCACGCAAUGGCUACUUGAAAUCGGCGCAAACGUCAAUGGGGCACCUUGGCGCGACAGUGGAAGAACUGCUCUACAAGCUGCCGUCCUUCAGGGGAAUCUCGAGCUGGUAAACAAACUGCUGGACAUGGGCGCAGAUGUCAACCAGAGUCCUGCUGAUUCUUCCGGGGCGACCGCUUUACAGCUCGCGGCGAUUCGAGGCUACAUUAGAAUUGCCCAACAACUGAUUGGACGUGGCGCUAAUAUAAAUGCUUCCAGGGGUCACCACUUUGGUAGAACAGCACUUGAAGGAGCCGCAGAGCAUGGCCGGACUGACAUGUUACAAUUGCUGUUGAACGGAGGGAGUUUUCUCGAGGGCGAAGGCCGCAGAGAGUUGAUUCGAGCUGUCAAGUUAGCAAUGAAGAAUGAGCGACAUGCAAUCUCCCGAUAUUUGAAGUCAUUCAUUGACUGGAACGACUCGGACAACGAAUGUUAUCAGAAAGAAGUUUUCGACCAAGAAGAGGAAGACAUGUUGGGCAAACUGGCAUAA